Molecule: messenger RNA, 957 nt
Organism: Anopheles stephensi (Asian malaria mosquito)
Lineage: Eukaryota; Metazoa; Arthropoda; Insecta; Diptera; Culicidae
Exons: 2
Coding region: 1-957 (318 amino acids)
Source: RefSeq, a predicted model, not a curated record
AUGCUACGAAACAAAAACCACGAUUGUAAACUCGGGACCUGGAACUGCAGAACCCUCACAGUACCUGGAAGCACCCGCAUUCUCACGGAAGAGGUGAGGGCUCGCGGCAUCGGAAUAGUAGCACUUCAAGAGGUGCGCUGGAAAGGAAUUACGGAGCGCCCCUAUCCCAGUGGUUGCAUGAUCUGCCAGAGCGGUGGUGAAAAGCAUGAGUUUGGUACGGCGUUCCUGAUCACGAAUGAGAUGCGAAAGCGAGUGAACGGAGGACGGCAGCCGAUCAACGAGCGCACGUUCAGGUUGAGGAUCCGUUGCAGGUUCUUCAACUUCAGCAUCAUUAAUGUGCACAGUCCGCACCUUGGAAGCCCCGAUGACGGGAAGGAGAUCUUCUACGGGAAGGAGUUGGCAGUACGCAGUUGGUGGGGGAGUACGACCGCUGCCCAAAACAUGACCAUUCCCAGCACCUUCUUCCAGCAUGCACAUCGGUUCAGCUGUACCUGGAGAUCGCCACAGCAGACAUAUUCCCAGAUUGACCAUAUUCUCAACGAUGGAAGGCACUUCUCGGAUAUUAUCGACAUUCGGAUCUACAGAGGAGCAAACGUCGACUCAGACCAUUUCCUGGUUAUGGUAAAGCUACGCCAAAAACUCUGCGUAGCCAAUUCGCAGCGCUAUCAGCCUACCCCAAAGCUCAAUACGGAUCGGCUGAGGCAAGUACUAUCCGAGAAAAACAUAGUGCGUUCCAAAAUGCUCCGACGCGAGACUCGGCAGAACGUGGAGAACUGUAAACGACUGAGAAGGCAGCAGACCCGGCUCUUUCAGAACAAGAAGCGCAGCUUAGAGGAGUCGGAUGUGCAGCUGAUGGAGCAGUUAUCUCAGUCGGGGGAAUCUCGCAAGCUCAUGGAUGCGGCACGAAGCGGAUUUACUCCCAUGUUCGCCAAGUCCUGUCGGACGAGCGAGAAGUGA